AUGUCUACUAACAAAGCACGAAGAGUAAUUGAUAAAAUUCGUGGACGUUCCUACGAAGAAACACUUAUGGUACUAGAACUUAUGCCUUAUCAAACAUGUUAUCCACUUUUUAAAUUGGUUUAUUCUGCAGCAGCAAAUGCUAUUCACAAUAUGGGUUUAAACGAAUCAAGUUUAAUCAUUAGUAAAGUGGAAGUUAACAAGGGUACUACUGUGAAAAAAUUAAAGCCUAGAGCUCAAGGGCCUAGUUAUCCAAUAAAAAGACCCACGUGUCAUAUAACUAUUCUAUUAAAAGAUAUAUCCGUAAACGAAGAAUAUUAUAAAAGAUCCAAAUACGCCAUAUUAUGCUUAAAAAACCCUGGAUGGCUAAAAAAAAACAAGUACACAGAUAUGACGCGUUAUAAUAUAUGUGGUAUCGGGGGAUUAUGGGGCAAAAAAUAA
Juglans regia (Persian walnut) is the source of this 438-nucleotide messenger RNA. Lineage: Eukaryota; Viridiplantae; Streptophyta; Magnoliopsida; Fagales; Juglandaceae. The record is from the annotation of a RefSeq genome assembly.